Molecule: messenger RNA, 956 nt
Organism: Schistosoma turkestanicum
Lineage: Eukaryota; Metazoa; Platyhelminthes; Trematoda; Strigeidida; Schistosomatidae
Source: the annotation of a GenBank genome assembly
UAAUGAUGUUAUUCGUAAAAGAACUCUAUCAUCAUUAUCAUCAUCGUCAUCAAUGUCACAAUAUCCUGAAUCUGAUUAUGUAAAAAUGUCUUCUAAGGAAAAUUUCAUUAAUUUUCGACAAUCUCAACGAUCGGUAAAAGUGAAUACAUUAAAUAAUAAAUUGACUAAUUGUCAACUGCAAUUGGAAUGUUCCACUGAAAUGGAAACUGUCGAUAAUAAACAGAUGUCAAUAAUGAAUUUUUCAACUACUCGUACUGCUGGUCGUAUACGUAUACCUGUUCGUAGUGGUAGAGGGCCAGCUGGACCACCUGGUCCACAAGGACCUCCAGGACCGCAGGGUGCAAGAGGAUUACGAGGACCACCUGGUGAAUCUGGCAGUUUGAAAGAUAUCGACCUAACUAGAUUACAGCUAAGUAAAUUAAAUACUCAACUACAAUCAGUACAAAAUAGAAUUGCAUUUUUUGUCGGUCUUGAAUUUAACGUCAUUGAAAAACCAUUGGGUGAAAAUCCUAAAUUAAUAAUGAAUAAAGUUAUCACGAAUUUGGGUAAUGCAUACAAUCCAGUAACCGGAGAAUUCAUUGCACCAGUAAAUGGUAUUUACAUUUUAUUUCUAGCUAUUUCAGCUCAAGGCAAAUCAAGAGCGGUGGUACGUUUAAUGCAUAAUGAAAAGCAAAUAUUUGAUGUUUGGUCUGAAAGUUCUCCAUGGGCAACAGCCACAAAUCAAGGAAUUCUACAAUUGCAUAAAGGUGAUCGUGCAUGGUUAGCCAUACGUGAUGGAGCAUAUUUUCUACAUGGUUAUAUGUAUUCAACAUUCUCUGGGUAUUUAUUAUUUGAUAUAACUAAUAAUGAAACAGAUAAUAUGCCAUAAUUCGGUUAAUUUUAUGAUUAUUAUUAUAAUUAAUACUGGUAUUAGUCAGAACAUAUUGUUGAAUAUUCACAUUUUUCGAACUUCCAUU